Messenger RNA from Suillus subaureus, 650 nucleotides. RefSeq lists its product as uncharacterized. NCBI's taxonomy places the organism in Eukaryota, Fungi, Basidiomycota, Agaricomycetes, Boletales, Suillaceae. The record is from RefSeq and is a predicted model, not a curated record. The transcript has a single exon. The coding region runs from base 107 to 526 and encodes 139 amino acids.
AUCACAUCACAUUAUAUCGCACAAGCAUCGCGCUUCGUCACUGGUCAAGAUAACCUGGCCCAUCGGAUCAGGAUUAACGAAAGGAAGGAAGCAUCUGAAGGAAUGAAUGCGUAGAAUGUACUAUCAUCGAUUUUCAGGACUGAGAAGCUGUUGCAUCAUCAUUUUUCUUCCUAUUCUCGUUAUUUUAAUUUUCCCUAUCCUCCCACCAUCAUCUCCCAGUUGUCUUUCCUUUCUUUUUUUCUCCCCUUCCCCUCUUCAUUUCCGAUCAGAUUUCUUUUCUCUCGCUCAGGUGCACAGGUACUGGAUUUGUCAGGGGCAAGAACCCAUCGUUUGUUGUCGCGCUGCUAUCGUUUCCUUUUUUUGCCAUUGUCACCAUCACUAUCAUCACUUUUCUCGAUUCCUUUUCUCUUCUGGCCUGUUCUGCGUGUAUCAUCACAUGGCAGGUUUGUACAUGGCGAGCUGGAUCGCCCUUGUAACGGCAGGGAUGAUACUGGUGUAUAUGUACUACUACGACUGCUACCUAUAGAUAGCUGGAGCUCAGGCUGCACACUUGCAGAGCAGAGAGCGGUGUAUAUCAUAUUUUCUUGAUUUUCACGUUGUACGUUAAUAUCGUGCCAAAACAUGAACGAUCUGUUCGCGAGUCGCGCCAG